Trichomycterus rosablanca is the source of this 1859-nucleotide messenger RNA. It is a transcript of the gene apmap, whose product is annotated as adipocyte plasma membrane associated protein. Gene Ontology annotation, molecular function: strictosidine synthase activity; arylesterase activity. The transcript has 9 exons. The record is from RefSeq and is a predicted model, not a curated record. Gene Ontology annotation, biological process: biosynthetic process. NCBI's taxonomy places the organism in Eukaryota, Metazoa, Chordata, Actinopteri, Siluriformes, Trichomycteridae. The coding region runs from base 115 to 1362 and encodes 415 amino acids. Gene Ontology annotation, cellular component: endomembrane system.
GUAGUUAGACUGCGGAUAGGUGUAGCUGUACACUGCUCUGCUUUACUUCUUAUAAUGUAAAUAAGCUCUUUAUUAUAAUUACAUUUCACUCAUUAUAACACGUCACAGUUUAAAAUGAACAAGACAGAAGGUCUGCGAUACAGGAGGACAAACAGACCUCAAAUUAUCACUGAUGAGUCUAAUGAACCCCAAUUAAAAAACACCAGCUCAUACAGCGGGAGAGUGUUUCGGGUCACUCUGCUUUCCCUGGCUGUGUUACUGAUCAUGCCAGUUCUGGUAGUCACUUUCAUCCUUGAGUCCCCUAUUCAGCCCGAGGCCUUCAGUCUUAAUGAGCCACCCCUUAUGGCUGGCUGCUUCGAACCCAACCUAAAGCUGAGACGGGCAGAGAGGCUGUUUGAAGACCAGCUCGUUGGACCUGAAUCCAUUGCCAAUAUCGGAGAUGUUUUGUACACUGGCACUGCAGAUGGAAAGAUUGUGAAAAUUGAUGGAAGGAAAAUCAGUGUUGUGGCAACUCUUGGCAAACCCCCAUGUGGGUCUCCUGAUCAUGAGCACACUUGUGGCCGGCCGCUUGGAAUCAAAGUGGGUCCAAAUGGCACACUGUUUGUGGCUGAUGCCUACCUGGGGCUGUUUGAGAUCAAUCCUACUACAGGUGAAUCAACACAUCUGGUGAGUACAAAUAAGCUAGUAGGUGGUCGGCCCCUCUCUUUUGUGAAUGACCUGGCUGUGACUAGUGAUGGAAAGAAGGUGUACUUCACUGAUUCGAGCAGCAAGUGGCAGCGUAGAGACUUUAUGAAACUCAUCAUGGAGGCCACAGCAGAUGGGCGGGUUCUGGAGUAUGAUACAGAUACUAAAGAGGUUACUGUGGUGAUGGAGAACCUGCGUUUUCCUAAUGGAAUCCAGCUUCUUCCUGAUGAAGAGUCUGUUCUUGUUGCUGAAACUACAAUGGCAAGGAUACGGAGGGUACAUGUGGCUGGUCUUAAUAAAGGAGGGAUGGACACCUUUAUAGAAAACCUUCCUGGCUUCCCUGACAACAUCCGACGCAGCUCAUCUGGCGGUUAUUGGGUGGCCAUGUCUGCCGUUCGUCCAAACCCAGGCUUCUCUAUGCUUGACUUCUUGUCCCAAAGACCCUGGAUUAAGAAUCUCAUAUUUAAGCUUUUUAGCCAGGAAACACUGCUGAAGUUUGUGCCACGCUACAGUCUGGUGGUGGAGCUGCACGAUGGAGGAGUAUGUGUGCGCAGUUUUCACGACCCGCACGGUACCGUAGCAGCAUACGUCAGUGAGGCCCAUGAGCAUGAUGGCCACCUUUACAUCGGCUCCUUCCGCUCUCCCUACCUGUGUAGACUGGACCUGAGCAAAGUGUGAAAUAUGGUUACAUAGCUCAGCACAACAGGAACCAGUGGUCAUGAAGGCAUUUCUUUCCCAAGGCACGCAGCGUCAAGUAAAGGAGCAAUUAACACUACUAUGAAAUAAACUGCUGUACUCAGUACUCCCUUCCAUAUUUAUCUUCAUCCCUCUACUAGACUAAACUGCCUGAGCCCCUCCAUUCCUGCAAUGUCUACUUCUGUUAUUUUAGCUCUUAUGUUUAGAUAUUUUAACUGCAAAGUAAUGCAAGUGUUUACACACACACUUCUGGAGAUUUAGAUUCAGAUUUUGUUUUCCUUGACAGCAGGUGCACAAUGUUAUGAAAUGUAAGCUGGGAGCAGUGAAACAGUAUUACAUGUUCUAAUCUUGGCCAGUAGGACCACAAGAUUGAAAAGUACAGUAUUAGUUUAAAUGAAUCAGUGUAAUGAGUCUGAGCUUCUGUUUGUAAAGAUGAUUUGAGCUCCAAAAAUUGAACAUUAAACCGGCAAUAAAUUCCA